This is a messenger RNA of Phascolarctos cinereus (koala), 1696 nucleotides long. NCBI's taxonomy places the organism in Eukaryota, Metazoa, Chordata, Mammalia, Diprotodontia, Phascolarctidae. The record is from RefSeq and is a predicted model, not a curated record.
UAGGCAGGGAGGGGGAGAAGGAGAGAAGCUGGCUGCCUGUAGCCCUGGUACAACUGUCUCAUCUCAGGCAGAGUAGAGGCAAUUGCAGCACCCGGGGCUGCCUGCCUGGACGCCGGGCUCCCUUCCCCUGUCUGUGCCAGACGAAGGACAGGAGGAGGUCGAGAAUAAACUCGAUUGGCCCGUCGGUCCCUGGUCUCUGCCGGGUUUCGGAAGGAAGGCUGGCUCCUGCGCCCUGGCUAGGCCCAGGAAUUCAGCAUCUACCUCAGGACAUCCCCGCCUCCUCGUCCCUCCUGAAGCCCUUGCAUGAGCAGAGGUUUGUCUCUGGCUGCAGCCCAGUGCCCAGCCCCAACCCCCAACCCCAGGCACCAUGUCUGGCUCCUAUGAUGAGGCCACACCUUCAAUGGAGGAGAUCACAGACAGCUUCUGGGAGGUGGGAAACUACAAGCGGACGGUAAAGCGGAUCGAUGAUGGUCACCGGCUCUGCAAUGACCUCAUGAGCUGCCUUCAUGAGCGAGCCAAGAUCGAGAAGGCCUACGCCCAGCAGCUCACAGACUGGGCCAAGCGCUGGCGCCAGCUCCUCGAGAAAGGCCCACAGUAUGGCAGCCUGGAGCGUGCGUGGGGUGCCAUCAUGACGGAGGCUGACAAGGUAAGUGAGCUGCAUCAGGACGUGAAGAACAGUCUGGUCAAUGAUGACCUGGAGAAGGUGAAGAACUGGCAGAAGGAUGCCUACCACAAGCAGAUCAUGGGCGGCUUCAAGGAGACGAAGGAGGCUGAGGAUGGCUUCCGGAAAGCACAGAAACCCUGGGCCAAGAAGAUGAAAGAGCUGGAGGCAGCAAAGAAGGCCUACCACUUGGCCUGCAAAGAGGAGAAGCUGGCAGUGACCCGGGAGGCUAACAGCAAGGCAGAGCAGUCAGUCACCCCGGAACAGCAGAAGAAACUCCAGGACAAAGUGGACAAGUGCAAGCAGGAUGUACAGAAGACCCAAGAGAAAUAUGAGAAGGUGCUGGAUGAGAUUGGCAAGUCAACACCCCAGUACAUGGAAGGCAUGGAGCAGAUAUUCGAGCAAUGCCAGCAGUUCGAGGAGAAGAGGCUGGUUUUCCUGAAGGAGGUGCUCUUGGAUAUAAAGCGUCACCUCAACUUGGCGGAGAACAGCAGUUACAUCAAUGUGUACCGUGAGCUGGAGCAGACGAUCCGGGGGGCCGAUGCCCAGGAAGACCUCAAGUGGUUCCGAAGCUCCAGUGGGCCCGGAAUGCCCAUGAAUUGGCCUCAGUUUGAGGAGUGGAACCCAGACCUCACCAUCACCAGGAAGGAGAAACUGCCCAAGAAGAACGAGGGCGUGACCCUGACCAAUGCCUCGGGUGUGACAGAGUCUAUGGCCCAGGCUGGGGACCGUGGCAGCGUCAGCAGCUAUGACCGAGGCCAGCCAUAUGCCGCUGAAUGGUCUGAUGAUGAGAGUGGAAAUCCCUUCGGGGCGGGUGAGGCCAACGGGGGUGCCAACCCCUUUGAGGAUGAUGCCAAGGGGGUGCGUGUUCGGGCACUCUAUGAUUAUGAUGGUCAGGAGCAGGAUGAGCUCAGCUUCAAAGCAGGAGAUGAACUUACCAAACUGGGAGAAGAAGAUGAACAGGGUUGGUGCCGAGGUCGUCUGGACAGCGGACAACUUGGCCUCUAUCCCGCCAACUAUGUGGAGUCCAUCUAA